Physeter macrocephalus (sperm whale) is the source of this 1812-nucleotide messenger RNA. It is a transcript of the gene TRABD, whose product is annotated as TraB domain containing. The record is from RefSeq and is a predicted model, not a curated record. Lineage: Eukaryota; Metazoa; Chordata; Mammalia; Artiodactyla; Physeteridae. The transcript has 11 exons. The coding region runs from base 239 to 1489 and encodes 416 amino acids.
UCCGCCCCGUCUGGUGGGGCGACGAGCCGCAUGGAGGCCGGCUGAGGAGCGCCGCCCCGCCUUGGUUGAAUCCUCCUGGCUUCCGGGGUCCCCUGGAGAGGAAGAUGUCCAGGCCACCAGCUCGGCGCGCUCCUGUGCAGGCUCCACUCUCCCUGGGCCUCUCCCUUUUGCCGCUGUUGCCCCCCUUGUGUGGCUGGGAGGGAGCCCUGACCUUGGGGCCACUGGUCAGCCUUACAGGAUGGCGGUGAUGUUGCAGCCAGGAGAGGGCCUGGCACGGUGGGCGGGCAGGCCCCUACACAGCGCCCUGCAGUGGAGGCUUCACGCGUCGGUGCCGGAGCCGCCGCCCCGCCCCGCCAUGGAGGGCCAGGAGGAGCAGCCCCCUCGCGAGGCCGGCACAGAGCCCAUCGCGACUGCAGGGGGCUCGGAGGUGGUGCCGAGGGUGCUCCCCGGAGAGCCCCAGAACCUGUCCGACGUGGACGCUUUCAACCUGCUCCUGGAGAUGAAGCUGAAGAGGCGGCAAGAGCGGCCCGACCUGCCGCGCACGGUGACCGAGCUGGUGGCCGAGGACGGGAGCCGCGUGUACGUGGUGGGCACGGCCCACUUCAGCGACGACAGCAAGAAGGACGUGGUGAAGACCAUCCGGGAGGUGCAGCCCGACGUGGUGGUGGUGGAGCUGUGCCAGUACCGCGUGUCCAUGCUGAAGAUGGACGAGCGCACGCUGCUGCGUGAGGCCAAGGAGAUCAGCCUGGAGAAGCUGCAGCAGGCCGUCAGGCAGAACGGGGUCAUGUCAGGACUCAUGCAGAUGCUGCUGCUAAAGGUGUCCGCCCACAUCACUGAGCAGCUGGGCAUGGCCCCUGGCGGCGAGUUCAGGGAGGCUUUCAAGGAGGCCAGCAAGGUGCCUUUCUGCAAGUUCCACCUGGGCGACCGGCCUAUCCCCGUCACCUUCAAGAGGGCCAUCGCCGCCCUCUCCUUCUGGCAGAAGAUCAAGCUGGCCUGGGGCCUGUGUUUCCUGUCGGACCCUAUCAGCAAGGAUGACGUGGAGCGGUGCAAACAGAAGGACCUGCUGGAGCAGAUGAUGGCCGAGAUGAUCGGCGAGUUCCCCGACCUGCACCGCACCAUCGUGUCUGAGCGGGACAUCUACCUGACCUACGUGCUGAGGCAGGCGGCCCGGCGCCUGGAGCUGCCUCGCGCCUCUGAUGCCGAGCCCAGGAAGUGCGUCCCCUCCGUGGUGGUGGGCGUCGUGGGCAUGGGCCACGUCCCUGGCAUCGAGAAGAACUGGACCACCGACCUCAACAUCCAGGAGAUAAUGACUGUCCCCCCGCCGUCCGUCUCCAGCAGAGUGUCCUGGCUGGCCGUGAAGGCCGCCUUCUUGGGCCUCCUGGGCUACGGCCUGUACUGGAUGGGGCGCCGUGCCAGCAGCCUGGUCUUGUCACUGCCUGCCGCCCAGUACUGCCUGCGGAGGGCCUCCGAGGCCUGGCCACACAAGUAGGAAGGACCGAGGGAGCCACCACGUCCGUCCAGGGGGCUGCCCGCGGCUGCUCCUGUGACACGGCCGAGGGGCACGGGGGGCCGGCCCCCUGAGGAGCCCCUGGGUGCCACCCCCCCAGGGGGGUCCGGCCUAGCCUCGCCUGCCCUCUCCCAACCCGCCCAAAUAAAGAAUUAUUUCACUGUCUGAGCUCGGGCUUCCCAGCAGCCCCCCUCCACCCCCGCCCUGCGGCCGCAGGGAAGUUCACCGGCCCGCGAUGAGCUGGCGGGGGAGGGGUGAGGCGCGGUGGGCCGCAGCCGGCCAGCCCCGACCUCACUGUGCCUUCU